Sinocyclocheilus rhinocerous is the source of this 435-nucleotide messenger RNA. RefSeq names its product protein arginine N-methyltransferase 6-like. The annotation marks the transcript as partial. The record is from RefSeq and is a predicted model, not a curated record. Gene Ontology annotation, molecular function: histone methyltransferase activity; protein-arginine N-methyltransferase activity. Gene Ontology annotation, biological process: peptidyl-arginine methylation, to asymmetrical-dimethyl arginine; chromatin remodeling. The transcript has a single exon. Lineage: Eukaryota; Metazoa; Chordata; Actinopteri; Cypriniformes; Cyprinidae.
UACGGCGUGGACAUGUCCUGCAUGACCGACUUUGCCAGGAAGUGCAUCAUGAACAAAGACAUCACUGUGAAUCCGGUGACGGUGGAGGAUGUGCUCUCCCACCCGUGCAAGUUUGCCGAGCUGGAUUUGAACACGGUCACGCUGGAGCAGCUCAGAGAUGUGAGGGGCGUGUUCAGCUGCCGGUGCUUCGGCUCGUCCUCCAUCCACGCCUUUUGCGUGUGGUUCACGGUGACUUUCCCCGCUGAGGAGAAGGCCCUGGUGCUCUCCACAUCUCCCUUCAAACCAGAGACGCACUGGAAACAGGCUGUGCUGUAUCUGGAUGAUGCUGUGGAUGUGAUGCAGGACACUAAAGUUGAGGGGGAGAUCAGUUUGUAUCCCUCUGAGGAGAAUUCUAGACAUAUAUGCAUCCGUGUGGACUAUGUGAUAGGUGAACAG